AUGUUGAACACUUCGUAUCAGUUUCCCAAAGAUGUUGCAAGAUACGACGUGGCAGAUGCUGUCAAUGAGCAACUUCAAGCUACCUUUUUGAAUUCAAAGGUUCAACAUGAGCCCGGUUCAAGAUAUCAACACCAAGAGGGAAUCAACUCAUCACCAGAGAGAAAAAAUUCAGUCUUUUCAUCUGCUGAUAUAUCUACCACAUCGUCACCUACUUCUCCGAAGUCUAAAGCCAAUUCUCAAUUUGCUAGAGACUCUGUCGACAGUUCUAUCUACCCGAGGAAACCGAUACAUAGGAGAUCUAAUACAGAGGUAUCAUCCAAUGAUUCCGAAAAAGAUUUCAGUUUGGACUCCCUUUUUAAAGCACAGUAUCGGGAUACAAAGCUGAAACCCUCCCCAUUUCAAGCUUCUAGUGGUAGGAAUUCUGUACCGGUUUACAGAAGGACGACUCUUGAUGCGCCAACCACAGUGACAAUAGACAUAGAGGAAAUGACAAAAGGAUUAUGCGAGGAUGCUGCUGGAGACGAUUCAAAGUUUAGUUUAGAAAGGUCCUCCAUUUAUGCUGAUAGAAUACUAGAUACCCGUGAACUUUGUCUCAGGAGAUCCGCAUCAGACGAAGGAUGUUCCGACCUGCAAAUAAUCGAAGAAGAGACCCCUAGGCCGUACGACAGUCAGUUAGUAGAUAUUUAUACCAUUCUGCGAGAAGGUCCCCCAGUAUAG
Messenger RNA from Komagataella phaffii GS115, 717 nucleotides. RefSeq lists its product as hypothetical. The record is from RefSeq and is a predicted model, not a curated record. Lineage: Eukaryota; Fungi; Ascomycota; Pichiomycetes; Pichiales; Pichiaceae. The transcript has a single exon. Bases 1 to 717 code for a protein of 238 amino acids.